Molecule: messenger RNA, 3195 nt
Organism: Lolium rigidum
Lineage: Eukaryota; Viridiplantae; Streptophyta; Magnoliopsida; Poales; Poaceae
Exons: 5
Coding region: 346-2796 (816 amino acids)
Source: RefSeq, a predicted model, not a curated record
AACUGAUAUGCUCCGACCCACCAAAAAGGCACCCAUUAAUCUCUCCACCCCUUUCCGCUUUCCUCUUAAAAAUCCACCAAUUCCUUGCCGUCGCCGUGGAAUUCAGAUUCGCCCACCGCCGCCGUCGCCUCUCAUACUCCAUAAUUCUUCUUGCCGUGUUUUUUUUUGGGGGCUUUCGCCUCGAUCAAACUGGUAGGAGGAGUUGAUACAAACAAGAACUGGGGCUAUCGGAAGGAGGCAAUUACUGCCCCGAUUCCGCCUCGAUGAUGGCUCGAUCGGCGAUUUAGUGCCCAUUUAAGAAAGAAUUUUGGCGAAUUCUUCGUGGAUUCCGCGUCACCGGCCGCGAUGCAGUACCACCACCACCGCAGCCGCCUGCCGCCGCCGCCUCCGCCGCCGUUCGGCCGCGGCGGCGGCGCCGUGUACCCCCGCGGCGGCCACAAGCAGCUGUACGCUCCCCCUCCACCUCCUCGCCGGCUGCCGCUUCCCGCACCGCCCCCACCGCCGCCGCCGCACCGCAGGCACGAGGUGCUCAUGGAGGCCGGCCGCCUCGCCGCCGAGUACCUGGUGUCCACGGGCGCGCUCCCGCCCUCCUCCUUGCAACGCGGGGGCGGCGACGCGUGGGCCGUCCCUCCCCCUCCCCCUCCCCCGCCGCUGCCUCAGCAGCUGCAGGAACCCCCCGCGUUCUAUGGCCGGAGGAGGUACGACGAUGCGUACUGCAACAACCCUGCCACCCGACCUAGGCGGAGCAAUAGCAGUAGCAGUAGCAGUAAUACUAGAGAUAAUUUUGAUUACAGCAAUGGUGGUAUUAGCUACAAUGGGAGGGGGAAGAGGAAGUAUGGGGAGUACAGAAGGGGGCAUAUGGAUUGGGGGAGGGACAGGGAGCAGGAGAAAGGAAGGUCCACUUCCAAUGGUCGACGCUAUGAGGAAGAUAAUGAUGAUGACGGUGCUCCCGGGUUUCGGAUGGAUCGGCGGGGAAAUGAUGAGGCCAGGAGUUGUGUGACCGAGGAGGUGAAGGAAGCGACACCUUCGAUGGCGGCAAAGGCUGUAGUAACACAGUUGGAAAUGGAGGAUAUCCGGUCAAACGCAGUGACCUCCAAUGGUAAUCAUAGUAGGAAGGAUGCUGAUGCUCAGGAGCCAGAGGUGCAGUCUGAGAAUGAGGACGGUGUCAUGGAAGAGAAUAAGGUAGUUUUGAGUUCAGAGUCGGAAAUGGUGGAGAACGGGAUGGACACAAAUGGUGAUGCUAAUGCCGCUUCAACUAUAGCUGUUAUGGAGGAAGCAGAGACGAAACUUUUCGUAGAUGGUAAGGUUGUGGAUGAGGAAGCUCAAGAUAACGGCAACAUUUCGUGUGGGACUUCUUUAGACCCUAUUGCUUUGGAUGAUGACAUGGCGAAUUUGGAAAAUGGUUUGCAUGUCGACAGCAGGAGUUUGCUUAAACACUGCGACUUCGCAAAAGCCCCAACGAAGCCCAGGUCAGUGCGCCCACAUAGAAAGGCAGCAAUUGAAACAGUUGAUCCAGUUUCUUCUGGAGAAGCUUCCCAGAUGGUUGUUGAUGAAGCUGCAAAUGAGAGAUCUUUGACUGACACCCCAUCAGACAAUGGAGAAGAUCAAACCUGCCAAGAAAACACUGGCUCCAGCACAGCUUGCGACGAAAUAACGGAACCUACGCUCCUCCAAGAAAGCAAAACAUCAGUUGUGGCUGAGAAUAUGAGAGAAGACAGUAAGGAUGCACAACUCCAUGUUGUCCAGGAAUCCAAGGAAGAAACGGCUGUAUCACCUUUGACAACUUCUCACAAGGAUAGCUCGAUGAAAGAAAACGACCUAUCUCCAUUGGCAGCUUCUUGCAAGGAUGGCUUGAUGCAAGAAACCAACCUAUCUACGUUCAGAGAAACUCUUGAGGAUAGUGUGAUUGAAGAAACCGACCUUUCUCCAUUGAUCGAUUCUCCAAAUGAUAGUUUGAUUGAAGAAGCCGGCCUAUCUUCAUUGGCAGAUUCACACAAUGAUAACUUGAUUGAAGAAUCUGACCUAUCUCCAUUGGCAGCUUAUCAUGAAGUUCGAUUGAUACAAGAAACUGACUUACAUCAGGUAAUGUCUUUGCAUGAAGAUAACUUAAACCUGCAGUUCAAGGAGGGAGCUCAGAUUUGUGAUACUGAAAUGCUGCCGGAAGAUGUGGACUUGAUUGAGUUGUCUGGUCAAAAGAACACUGUUGGUGUUGAACUGUUCACUAACGCGGAGACUAAAACUAUCAUCAAAAUGGAAGAAGAAGAAGAAGAAAAGCUGGAUCAACCCAGCUCAUUUAGAAUACAUAAUAAUCCUGGAUUUGGCCGCUCUGUACCAGGAUCUUCUGUGGAGCCACAUAAACAUCUGCAAGAAGAUUUUGGAGCUAGGGCAGGUGACAAUGUCAGUGGUACAAAUAAUGUAUACCAAGAUCCAUUGGGCAAUAACUCUGUCCAAGUAUUUGAUAUAGAAGAUGACACACAAAUUGAAGUUGCUGGCUUUGAUUCUUCACAAGCAAAGAAUGAUAUGACAUGCUCUAGCAUGGAUGGCAUGAUGCACCCUGGUAUACAUACCGAUGAUCUUCCUGUUAUUCAAGAUGGUUACAAUCUUGCACUUUCUGAUUACCUCGUGGCUGAUAUACCAUGCUUCACAUCAAUGCAACCUGAUCUUCAAGCUAGUAUCUGUGCCAAUGAUUCAGAGGGCAUUCCAGUCAUGGAUGAUCCAAUAUAUGGGUCCCUCACUGAUAUAGGUUUCUUGGAUGUUUGGGGGCAGCCAGCUGAGGACUUCGGGAAAUUCUUUUAAGCUGUUGCCGAAAGCAGAAAUUGUUCAGAACGUGGCAAAAAUAGCAUGUGUAGCAUAGCGUAGGCAAGAAUAAGAAGAUUGCGCCUCCUCCAAAGAUAUGGCGUAUCAGCCGCAAAGUAGCAAUAGAGAAAUUUUAGAUGUUAAUACUGGUCUGAUGAGGCAAGUCCCUGAUUCAAAGUUGGUUUUCUGUGUAGCUUGAUGUGGUAGGAUAGAUAGGUCCUCUGCUGUGUCAUUCUUGAUAUACGGUGAGCACUGUAAACCUGCCUUCAUUCGAUGAUGAUUGGGUCGGUGCAUCCUACACAUUGUGCUGCAGGUUGGACUUUAUUUGGGUCAACGACAUGUAUGAUCUGUUUGUGGUCAUUGGGAUGCAAGGAUGGUAGUGACAUGCUGGUGCCCCUA